AGCGUAUCUUCAAGCUGAAGACUGAAGUUGAACGGAGCGCUCUCGCAACUCCAAUGGAUCAGCUGCUUUAACCUAGCAUCGAUCUUUCUCAUGGCGGGUCUCAACGGCCCCUUGAGGCUGCAGGCCUCCUCCACCAGUUCCUCCAGCGCCAGCUUCGCAUCGAGGAUAGUCCUCCUUCUGACUGCGCUACCCCUCGCACUUGCGGCAUUCGCCUUCAUGCUCCAGUGGCGUGGUGAGAUCAAUGAUCCGUCAUCCGCCUGGCCAAGUGACAGGCAGACUUUUCCCGGCAUGGACAAUAGCCCGCUGGGAUCCUCGGCCGUCUCUAUCUUUUCCUCAGUUUCCCGCUCUUCUUCCCCCUCUUCCUCUGAUUGUAUAGAGAUCCUAAGCAGGAGUUCCCCUGGUUCCUUGCCUUAUUACCACGGUCGGAAUUAUGUUUCCGAUCCUAAUCUGCGACCCAGGAUCUGUAUCACAUCAAGCACGUCUGCUGGCUUAGAGCAGAUUUUACCAUGGCUGUAUUUCCAUAAAGUGAUUGGGGUUUCCCAGUUCUUUUUGUUUGUGGAAGGCGCAGCUGCAAAGCCUGAUGUUUCAGCAGUUCUUGAAUCAAUUCCUGGUGUUAAAGUGAUAUACAGAACUGCUGAACUUGAAGACAAACAGGCUAAAAGCCGCAUAUGGAACGAGACUUGGCUGUCAAAUUUCUUUUACAAACCAUGUAACCAUGAAUUAUUUGUUAAGCAAUCACUUAACAUGGAGAUGGCUAUUGUUAUGGCACGGCAUGAUGGAAUGGAGUGGAUUAUCCAUCUUGACACAGAUGAAUUAUUACAUCCAGUGGGGUCCAACGAAUACUCCGUAAGGCAGUUGCUUUCAGAUGUUCCCAGCAAUGUUGAUAUGGUUAUCUUUCCCAAUUACGAAAGUAGCAUAGAACGAGAUGACAUCAAGGACCCAUUUAGUGAGAUUUCCAUGUUCAAGAAGAACUAUGAUCAUCUUCCGAAGGAAACUUAUUUUGGUCUGUACAAGGAAGCAACGCGUGGUAAUCCCAACUACUUUCUCACCUAUGGAAAUGGAAAAUCUGCAGCACGGAUUCAAGAUCAUCUACGUCCUAAUGGAGCUCAUAGAUGGCACAACUAUAUGAAAACUCCAAAUGAGAUCAAAUUAGAGGAGGCUGCUGUUCUACAUUACACAUAUUCAAAGUUUUCUGAUUUGACAUCAAGACGCAACCGCUGCGGUUGCAAACCGACAAAAGAGGAUGCGAAACGGUGCUUUAUGUUAGAAUUUGAUAGAACUGCUUUCAUAAUUGCUUCAACAGCUACUGAGGAAGAAAUGAAGCGAUGGUUCCAAGAACACGUUGUAUGGCACGACAAACAACUAAAUCUGAAACUCCUCAGGAAGGGCAUUCUGACCCGUAUAUAUGCACCCAUGGCCAUCAUUCGAGGUUUGAGAGAGUCUGGCAUUUUCACCGCCGCGAUUGCUUCCGCACAUUCCCAAUCCAAGCAGAAAUCAUCAUCAUCUAUGGUGAAUCUACAAAACAGUUCUAUUUCCGAACAACAUUCACUGCAAUCCAGUAUCACUACUGAAAGCACUUUUCACGAAUCAAAGGCGACGGCGCGGAAAGUACUGGAGGCCGGAAGCAACCAAGGUGGCGCAGUUCCUCCGUUGCCUCCGCCGGGAUUAGGUGAUCUUCUCAUGGAGGCAUAAUGGUUGUUUGAUUAUGAUUUUUCUACCGUGUCAAGCACUGAAUCUGAUGGGAUUCAAACAAAAGCUGGGACAAAGUCAGAAUGAGGUAUUGUUUUAUACCCUGAUAUACUUCUGUGGUUACAAAAGGAACUUAAUCUUGUAGCUGAUUAGUAAAAUAUUAUCAUAAUUAAUUGAUGAAAUGUUAAAUAGGUUUGUCUAUUAAAAUUAUAAGAUUGUAAAGCCUUUUUUUUUUUUGUUUUUGUUUUUCAAACAAUUUAUCAAUGAUACGGUUGAGUGACCGUUUCCUGAA
Molecule: messenger RNA, 1981 nt
Organism: Phalaenopsis equestris
Lineage: Eukaryota; Viridiplantae; Streptophyta; Magnoliopsida; Asparagales; Orchidaceae
Product: glycosyltransferase-like At2g41451
Exons: 11
Coding region: 91-1692 (533 amino acids)
Biological process (GO): cellulose biosynthetic process; response to abscisic acid
Source: RefSeq, a predicted model, not a curated record